AUGAACACGGCAUGGUACAAUGAAGCCGACGGCCGUUGGAACUCGACAACAGCGUGGUGGCUGACCGGCAACGCACUCCAAGCAGUCGGCGACUACACCUAUACAGCAAAGGACACGCAGUACCUCCCCCAGCUGGAGCAUACGGUCCAGGAACAAUCCGGGCCCUUGCCCUGGUGGCCAGAGGGCGGCGGUCUCUUCCGCGCAGACUCGACAGACGACACAGGGUGGUGGGCGCUGGCCAUGGUGCGGCUGUUCGACAUCACCGGGAACAGCACAUACCUCGACAUUGCGGAGACGGACGAGGCGUACAUCUACAGCUACUGGAACGCGAGCACCUGCGGGGGAGGGGUGAUUUGGGAUAUCCCGGACCUGAGCUACAAGAACGCCAUCAGCAACGAGUUGUACAUCAAGCUGGCCGCGUCCCUGCACAACCGCAUUCCCGGGGACACGAAAUACCUCGACCGGGCCGUGGAGGGCUGGGAUUGGUUCAACCAUUCGGGGAUGAUCAACUCGGCGCGGCUCGUCAAUGACGGCCUGGCGGAAGAGUCCAACGGCACGUGCGUGAACAACGGCGACACGACGUGGACGUACAACCAGGGCGUGAUACUCGGCGCCCUCUCGGAGCUGUACAUUGCCACCGGCGAGGAGCGCUACCUGGACGCUGCGAGCAGCAUCGCGGACGCGACCAUCUCCAGCUCGCUCCUGUCCCCCGGCGGUAUCCUGAAGGAGCCAUGCGAGACCACGGGGGGUUGCGAUAACAACCAGCAGGCGUUCAAGGGCAUAUUCACUCGCAAUCUCGCGGAGCUGAAUGUGCAGGUACAAGGUCGGCCGUAUGACGAGUAUCUUUCCAACAACGCCAAGUCUGUUUGGACUUCGGACCGCAACUCCCUGGAUUUGUACGGGCUUUCGUGGGAUGGGCCCUUCACAUCCGCAAGUGUCGGCACGCAGUCAUCCGUAAUUAGUCUCUUUGUCGCGAAUUUGUGGAAAUAG
This is a messenger RNA of Diaporthe citri, 990 nucleotides long. RefSeq lists its product as uncharacterized. The coding region runs from base 1 to 990 and encodes 329 amino acids. Gene Ontology annotation, biological process: carbohydrate metabolic process. The transcript has a single exon. Lineage: Eukaryota; Fungi; Ascomycota; Sordariomycetes; Diaporthales; Diaporthaceae. The record is from RefSeq and is a predicted model, not a curated record.